AUGUCCAAGAAGGAUGUGGCGUGUUUCUGGAUCGUACUGCUCCUGUGCCAAGAGCUACGGACCGACCCGAUCGCAGAGAUGGGACCAUCCUCCGGCAUCCUGAUUCAAGAGACACCAGGGUUCAUCUUAACAGUGAAGAGGAUCCUGACCCGACGUGUGUUCGUCAGCUUGGACCCCAAGAUUUCCAUCGAGAAGGCAUACAACAUUUCAUCGAUGCAGCUUCCUGAGUUACAGACUUGGUACCAGAUGCACCUCCAAAGAGCACAGGACCGUGUGCGAAACAUCUUGGAGCAAGCCCGGAAACCAUUUGUAUCCAGUUCUAUUCCGAUGAGCAACCGACCCAAAAGGUUCCUCACCGCUAUAAUUGUUGCAUUAGUUUGUGCCACUGUCGGUGCAGUUGUCGCAACUGGAAUGUCUGCAGCCAACUCUAUUACUGUCCAAAAGCUGGAUAUGGAAAUCUAUGCGCUAAAGCAACACAUUAACGAUAUUCAUCAGGUGAUACAACAGCAAAGAACACUUCUCCAAGACGUGUUAACUAUUGUGGAAGACACAGUUGUUACAACAAAUUUGCAUUCAGAGUUAAUUGCCAAAUCCACUGAGUUGCACCAAAGUCAUGACUUAUUCAAGCGUGAACUUUUAUUUCUGCAUGACCCAAUAUUGUUCCACACACUUGCUUUUCUUGACGAAGUGCAAACUGGAAUGAUCGAAUUGGCAGGGGGACGCAUACCUCUGUAUUUUGUAUCCAAGGAUAUUGUUCAUGCGAUGCUUGCCAAUGUGGAUGGAGAGACAAUUGAGCCUAUGCAAUUAAAUCUGGCCUUUGAGAUGGGGAGCGCUAUACCUCUCUUAAUUGAUCCGGAACGUAUGGAGAUUUGCUUUUUAUUGACCAUACCAUAUGUAAUUCUCAAAGACAUUUUUCAAAUGAAAAUAAUGUACUAUGUAAUAAUGAUAUUAUGGUUGAUUGUACUAAGUGUAAAGUUCAAAACUCUUACAGGUACAAAUAUAUACAAAAAUGUUCAUUCCACGCACGGGCUUCUGUUAGAAAUGAUGUGAUUGCACAAUAUGUCUGAUAACUUCUAUAGUGCUUAUUCAUAAGCUAAAUUAAUUUUGGCUAUGAAAUGCACUAAAGGGGGGUUAUGUCAGAGUAUUUAUAUCGGCAGACAUUUUGUGCUAAGAUAGAAACUAAAAGUGUAUAUUCUGAGUCACUCUGAACAGACCAGACUCCAUUUUGUUAUUCCAAGUUAACAAAGACAAAGAGACACAGGAUUUCUUUCUGUAAGACUGGCCUCUUUGCCAGAGCUAAGGAAUGCAUAGUAUAUACAAGCCAAGUGAUAAGGAAGGGGGUUGGACAGACUGUCUAAUGCUAAUGGAAUAUAAUCAAAUCUAAACCCAGACAAUUGUGACAGAGAAGAUUAAAUAAUUUAAUAUUUAACUGUCUAUAUAUAUAAGGUACCAUUGUAUGGAAAAGGGUAAACUUAGUUCAUGAUCUGUCAUAUCAGAAAUUAUGGCAGGAAUUGCAGACGCUAAGUCUGGACAAAAUUUAAGAAACCCUUUGAAAUUUUAAGUUAUAGCCACUAUCUAGAUAGGCCAAAAUGACGUCAAAAUAGUCACCAGGAAAAGUUAACUCUUUCCUGGAUAGGUAUGUUUAGUGGGACAAGACUGCCCUCUACAGACCAAAUACCUAAUUUGCGAUCUGGAAGAUAACCACACCUCUAGUGCUUCUAUUGGGUUAUCAACUGAUGACGUACAGAGAGUAUGGCCCUUUAAAAGUUAAGACAAAGGGAAGAUAGGGAGAUAGGAGAGGGGAGGCAGAUGCAGGACAUAUGCAAAGGAGAGGAGAGAGGAAUUGGAAGUUUGGGGACUCCAACUCGGACAACAUCUGAGACUAACACUCUACUCCUAAAACUCUAACACUUAGAAUUUACUGACUUUCACCAACACCUCCAUGCAGAGACACAUCCAAAUAAGUUCCUGAGACUAUCUACCAAUCGGAUGAAAUAUCUACUCAACUGGUAAUUAUACUGGUUUCAUUUAAUUAAAUUAAAUUAAUUAAAAUGUAUUAAUAGCAUUAUAUAUGACUGGAUAAAGCACGGUCAGAUUUCCAUAUUAAGAAAUCUUAGUUAACUAAGAAUAUAUAGUUAUAAACAUUCCAUUCUGCAGGUGGAAUUAAGAAUAAUUAUAUAUUGAUGUGAUAUUAUCACGUGUUAGCAUACCGCUGUUUUUAUCCAGGUGUAUUGAUUUGCUCUAAAUUAAGAUAGAUAUCUUUUAGACAAAUUAAAAAUCUGCUUAUAUAAUAUGUAGAUUCUCUUAUUGGAUUGUUUUCAGGAAAUGGCUAAUGAACUGGUUUAAAUGUUAUUUUAUUUAAAAAUUACAUAAGAAUAGAUCUUAACUACCUAGGAGAUCUAGCCAGCAUUGAAAGGGUUAUUCUAACUGUCUGCUAAACUUUACGACCUUACGCUGCACUCUGAGGAAUUCUGUUCUUCGCUGUGAAAAGUUUCACUUUAAGUCUGUGAAAGAUAGUCAUAAAUAAUUCUUGACAGGAAAUGCUAUUUUGCCAUUGUAACGUAAUACCCAUUUCUUUGUAUUGCAUACCAAUUUAUACUGAAUAUUCAUUGAUUAUUGUCAUGCAUGUUACAUAUAAUAUUAUUAUUAUUAAUUUGUCAUAUAAAUAAAAAUCUAUUUUUAUACAUUGUGAUAUUAAUUAUAUGAAAUACAUUUCACUUACGAUAAACGUUCUUUGGGAUCUGAGAAUUGAAUUAGUGGGCGAUUCUCACUGUUACUAUUAUUAUCCCAUAAAUAUCCCCACAAGGCUAGCUCUGCAGGCGGGGAGCUGCUGUCUGGACUCUCUAUGCUGUGUAGCUGCUCCCCCACGGAUCAGUGAGUAGAGAGAUGCAGGUGCAUGCUUUAACUUCCUAUCCCUGCCUCUCUCCACACACACAGUAAUCUCUGUUUAUACGGAGAACAAUGCCGGCAUUUGUAUUGCCGGUAUUACUGCAAUAUCGGCACCAGCCUGGCAGCCUGAAAUAAAUACCAGCCAGGUGGCAACCCUAGCACAGCUUCGGGGGUGCCCUGAGGUGGCCAGAUGUCCGCCUCCUUCCCCCCGUGACAGAGCUCCUCUCAACGCCCCACCUUCGGGCGCCUUGAGAAUCGACUCGGCACUGGGGGCGGCUCAAGAUCUGUUCGCCCAGCGCUGAGGCUCCAAUAGUGUGUAAAAAAAAUAAAAUAAAUGGACCUAUUCCAUGGUCGUAUGCCUGGGUCUGCAGCUCCAUCAGCCCCUAUCUUAAUCUAGCCCUGCACUUAAAUAUGCAGCCCUCAGACCCGAACCCUGCUGAAAGGUGAAAGCGGGUUUGUGGACAUGCAGACCAGCUCAACUCAGGGCCUGGACUCUGGGGGUGUGAAAAGGUCUGACACAGAGGGCGAUCCAUAUCCCUAG
This is a messenger RNA of Pelobates cultripes (western spadefoot toad), 3430 nucleotides long. The record is from the annotation of a GenBank genome assembly. NCBI's taxonomy places the organism in Eukaryota, Metazoa, Chordata, Amphibia, Anura, Pelobatidae.